AUGGCUUCAGCCGAACAAUAUACAUAUGAAAUCCAAAAAAAGAGGCUUGAUAAAGGUAGAAACCUACAUAGAAGUCCAAAUGCUUGAGCAUGUCACUCCAAAUAUAGUUACAUCCCACAAGAAAAGUAGCUUCGGCUUGAUAAUUCGUGUAGAGCUCCAAUCUCAGCUAUUAACAGGCCUUCCUUUCACAUCCUUUUACUAUGAUAUUCAUCUAGAAGGAAAAUAUCCGUUCCAGUCUCCAAAAGUUCUCUGCGAAACCCCAUUUCCUUUCCCAUCCCUAUCAGAUGGUAGAGAUCUCUUAUCAUUAGCAUUAACAUUACUUUAUUGAGUAGCUCCCGGCUAUACCGCAAAUGGUAUUUUCUCCACCUUGCUUCUGCCUGCCAUCAAUCUAUCGGCUAUGCUUUUCUAAAAAAUGGGCUCUCACAUUAAUCGGAAUUUAGUAGGAUGGGUCACCGUGCCUGAGCUGACUUCGGUUUUCUAAAAAUUUCGAAAAACGAAAUUUCUAGCCGAAGUGUCGACCAAAAUGGAGCUCGUUGCCCAGGGUGCAACUCUUAGUAUCGCUCUAGGAAAUUGCCCGAAUGUUCAUAAGAACUUUGCUGGGCUUUCCCUUUCCCACACCGAGCAUCCAUCUUCGCCAGAUGUAAAGCCUUGACCUAGAUUGAGCUUGCGAUCGGUCAAAUCUGAUAUUGCGCUCCACAAAACCAAAUAAAACCUGGCCGGAUAUGCAUCACCGAGCGAUUCUCCCUUUCACGAGGUCCAUGAGUCGCCCCAGCUAAAGGUAUUAAGGGUGAUGCUUCGCAAAGCCAUUUUAAUCUAUAUCCAGAGAUCUCUUAUCAAGCAUAAUUAAAAGAAAAUGGACUCCUAGCAUUACUUCUUUAGACGUUAUUAACGCCUUACCAGCAUUUACUGCAGAAUUAUAUCAAAAAUGAACUGAAGGUCUUCAAGCUGACAUAGGAGUGUUUCACUUAGGUCAUCCAAUGCCUCUAGAAAUAUGGGAAAAUAAAGAAGGAAUGAAAUGCUUUAUGUGUGUAGAAAUUGACAUAAAUGAUGAUAGAAAUACUAAAGAAAAAGUGAUUGUCGUGACCAACUUAGUCAUUUUGCAGCUUGAUGUAAACCCUGACUUCCCUAUGAUUGGCUAUCUCACAAAUUGGGCUACCUUGCAGUCGUUAAAUGCAAUUAACAGAUCAAGAAGUGAUCGAAAUGUGCUUGUUUUUGACUGAAAAGAAAUGGAAGAAAUUCCUGCUUGCAGCCAAAAAUUUAAUUUUUCUGAAUCUGAAGAAUGCAUCCAAUUGAUAACUCAAAACAUACACAAGCUCAGCACUAUCAUUAAAAAGCAAAACAAAAAAACCCUCCAAGAAGAAGAGGUAAAGCCAGAGCAUAUAAAAAAUAUGCACAUUGACGAUAUUUUAAAAAAAAUCUCGGAAUAUGAAAAUAAACUGAAAGGGACGGUUAAUAUAGAAAUAAUUAAUAGCCUCGUGAAUUUAUAUCAGCAAGCUAUUGAGUAUUUUUCAGCAAUAAAUGAUGAGAAAUUUCAGGUAUUUUUAAAUAAAAUGCAUAAAUUGUUGUCGAAUCAGCUGAUUCAAGAUGUGAUGCAAGGGAGAAUUAGUGAAGUUAGUGGUGUCGCUGUGUUCGAAGAAGAAAAGAUAGAAGAAGAAGUUAAAGUCCUUGAAGAAGACAAGAAAGAUGUAGAGCUGGAAGAAAUAGAUUCAGAACAUAGAAGUGAAGAUCAAUAA
Messenger RNA from Blepharisma stoltei, 1733 nucleotides. The record is from the annotation of a GenBank genome assembly. NCBI's taxonomy places the organism in Eukaryota, Ciliophora, Heterotrichea, Heterotrichida, Blepharismidae.